AUGUCGACAUGGGGCGUCGGCGACAAUCACGACUCUGAAGAGGUCCGUCUUUUGAAGGACCAACUACGCAUUAAAGAUGCUGCGAACGCUACACUACAAAGUCAAAUCUUGAAGAGGGAGGCAGAGCUAAAGGAGGUGAAGGUCUCCAUGAACGAAGUGCUCGUCAAGCUACGCAAAGAUGCCGAUCGCGUCGUCCAACUCGAAGCUGAUCUCAAACGACGCAAUGAAGACCUAUCCAACGAACGAAUAACGCGGGCCAACGCAGAGGCCGCCCUAACCACCGCAGAACGAAAGCUCAAGGAAUCGGAGCAGAAUGCCCUCGAGCUCCAGUCCACCAUCGAAACCCUCUCUUGCCAAGCAAACUCGACGUCAUUAGGACGCUCGAAGCUUGAGCAGGACAACACGGCGCUCCAGAACCGCGUCCGUGCAUUGGAGCGGGAACUCUCGAGCAAGUCGCAGGCGGAGGUGGCUGCGCUCAGCCGAAGUCAAGGCCCAUCGGGUGCCAGAAGCCGACGCCCGUCCCCAACCGAGGACUCAUUCCGGAUACCCGCGCUGGAGAAGGAGGUCGCCGAGCUACGUGCUACUUCCACGCAGCGCGCGUCGGAACUUGAGCGUACGACGGAGCAGCUGGCACGCGCACGCGACCAGCUCGUACAGCUGCAGAACGAGAGGACGGCCUCCGAACGGCAGCUACGCAGACAACUCGAGGCAGCACAGGCUGCGCUUGAGGAGCGCGAAGACGAGCUUCAGCUACUACAGGAUGCUCGCGGUGGGGAGGACAUUGCGGCAAGGGAGGCUGGUCUGUUGGAGCGCCUGGAGGAGGAAGAGAAGAGGGUUGCCGCAUUGGAGGCAGAGCUCGCUCGGUCUACGGGAAGUCGGAAGCGCGAUAUGGUUAUGCUUCAAGGCGAGCUGUAUCGCACUCUGCAGUUGCUGGACGACGCCAAUCAAAAGCUCGCGGCGGCAGAGGGUAAGCUCAACCAACUGUCAAGAGACCGGGAGGCGGCAUACCGCGAUCGUGAUCGCCUCCAGCGCGAACGCGAUCAACUGUCGGAAAGUAUGCAUGAGGCCGGCAUGAGGAUCAGUCAUCUUGAGCUGCAGCUUUCUGCUUCUUCGAGGGGAUCCGCCGCGGAGCAAGCCGUCGACGAAGAAACCGCUGCGACUGUAGAACGCCUGCUCAACAAGAUCGAACGGCUUCGCGGGGAACGGGAUGAUCUCCGACGUGACCUCGAGUUCCUGACUGUCGAGAACAAAUUUGCGGUCCAGUCGUUGGAGGCGAAGCUCGUAGCUGCGACAUCUGCGCCUGUCACGCCUUCCGUCAAUAGCACCCAGAUCUCUCAGCUCUCCUCUCUCGAAGGAUAUAUCCAGCUUCUGGAAGGGCAAGCCGAACGCACGUCACGAGCGACUCUCGCUCUCGCCAUCGUCGCACAACGCACCACGCAACACGAAGAGGCCAAGAUGGCGCGCAUACAGUCACUCGAGGACGACCUCGCGACCACCCGCAAGAGCCUGCAGCAGGCAGAACACUAUCUCCACGAACGCCAAGGUGCCAUCGAGUCGCUCGAGAACCAGCUCUCCUCAAGCACAAGCUCGGUCGGCGAGGCCGAGUCCCACCUCGCUGGGCUCCGCGCCGCGAUGCAGCGCCUCGAAGACGAGCUCGCCCGCGAGCGCAACUCGCACGCUGAGACGGGCGCAGCGCUCUCCGACGCGGAGGCGCAGCUCAAUGCCAUUUCUCAAACCCUCACAGACGCCGAGGCGGCGCGCGACGCGCUCGCGCUCGAGAAGACGCACCUCGAAGCCGACCUCGAGACCGCGAAGCAGGAGCUCGCUAACGCGGAGGAGCGCUACACCGCGCAGCUUGCGGAGCUCGCCGCCGCUGGGGAGUCCGGGCGCGGGACGCAAGUCGCGCUGCGCGCGCAGCUGGGCGAGGCGCAGGACCGUGUGCAGAGAAGGACGCAGCAGAUCGGGGAGCUGCAGCACGAUGUCAAGAGACUGGAGACAAACCUGAAACUGCAGGAGGACAGGAUCACAGAGUUGACGGCGGAGCUGGACGUCGCGCAGGGCGAGCGCGUUGCGAUGCUCGAAGACUGUAGGGCGACGAGGGAGGAGAGGGACGACGCGAUGCGGAGGUGUGAUGAGUUGGAGGAUGCGAUGGAGGGAUUGGAAGAAGCGAGGGAGAGGGAGGUCGAGGCGGUUGUGCGGGUCGCGGUGGGCGCCGUGGCGUCGAGGCGGGAGGCGAUUGUGAGGGCAAGGAAGGCUACCGGCAACGAUCAUGCAGUGUUGGAGGAGCGCGUGCGCCUGGUCGAGCAGGAGAAGGCGGAACUGUCUUCGCUGCUUGCUUCGCUCUCUGCCGAGCGCGAUCAGUUCGCCCAAACCGCCGAGCACGAAGUCUCCUCUGCGCGUGCUGAGCUCGAAGAGACCAAGUCGGCCGCGCAAUCUCAGCUCUCCGAAUUUCGCAACCAGCUCGAGGCGAAGGAUAGGGAGCUUACUUCGCUCCAGAACCAGCUCACCGUCGCUCAGGCCAAACACGAAGAUCGUCAAUCCUUGGAAGCUAGUCUCUUCGCUGAGGAGAAGGCCGACCUCGAGACUCGUCUUCAAGAAGCUCGCGCAUCCCAUGCCGAAUUGGAGAUCCUCCAUCGCGAGACCAUGGACAAGCUGCGCAGUGUCGAGGCAGAUCUCAAGCGUGCUGAAGAGGAGCUCGCAUCCCAGCUUGCCAACAACGCUGCUCAUUCCGAGGCUGAGGAGCGUCUGCGCGAGGAGAUUGCCCAGGUCAAAGAGGGACAUGCGAAGGAGAUUGACUCUCUUGAGGGCCAGAUCAAGAACCUCAACGCAGAGCUCGAGACCUCGUUGCGCCUCCGGGGCGAGGCCGAUGCGUCAAGGCAGGCGGUUGAGGAAGAGCUUGCGAGUACCAAGGAGCAGCUCGCGGCGCGUCUUGCGGAGGCAAGCGAGACCCUCGCUGCCGCAGAACGCUUGGAAGUCGAAUUGGCGCAGGUGAAGGAGAACUAUGAAGAGCGCAUCAGAGGCCUGAAUGCGGAUCUCCAGAGCUUCACUGUCGAGCUUCAAGACGUUGUGCGUCAGAAGGAGGAAAUCGUUAUUCAAUACGAACGAACCAUGAAGGACUCCCGCGCCCACGAGGGAGCGGCUGCUGAGGCUCGCGAGAAGGUCGAAGCUCUCGAAAGCCGACUCGCCGAGCUCAAGGAGACCCAUGAGGAGCUCACUCGUGGUCUGCAAACACAGCUAGACGAUACUCGCAGGGAUCUCGAAGAUGCCAAGAUUUCUGCGGACGCUCAGCAGCGCGACGCUAUCGAUGAGCUCACGCGUACGGUCGGGGAGCUCCAGGGCCGUCUUACUGUUCUCACUCGGGAGGUCGACGAGUGCCGAGCAGAGCUCGACGAGGAGAAAGCUUCGCAUGCUCGUACUCGCGAGUCCACCAUGUCGGAGAUGCGUGAGAUCAUUGCCAUGCGCGACGAGGCUGAAGCUGCUCUCUCCGAGGCCGAGAAGGAGCUGCCAGGCUUGCGCGGACAGCUGGAGUACGCCGAGUCGUCCUUACGCACAAUGGAGGAAGAGAAGGCGAACCUCGAGUAUCAGUCUACCAACCUCGAGGCGGAGGUUCAGCGCGCGAAGUCAUUGCAACGGUUCUUGGAGAGCCAGGUCGCAGAGAGCGAACAUCGUAUUGCUUCCCUCGACGCCGAGUUGACGGAGCUACGUGCCAAGUGCACGACUCUGGACAAGCUCGCUCAAAGCAAAGAGGCUAACCUGGCGAUGCAGACUAUCCAGCACGAGCAAACGGUCGCUUCCCUCAGGCGCGAGCUCAAUGCCCUUCGUAUCCAGCCGAGCUAUGCAGAUGAGCUUGCUGAGCUCAAGGAGAAGAACGCGGAGUAUGAAGAACUUCUCCGGGCUAAGUGCCUGGAGAUUGAGGAGAACGAUGACAAGUUCAUUGACAUGCUCAAGGAAAAGAAGAAGUUGAACAAGAAGAUAGAGACCUUGUCUCAAAAGGUGCAGAACCUACAAGCGAAGUUGAUUGCUGCGACAGAGGCUGCUGCCGCCAGCAAAACGUCCUCCCCGCCACCUCCUGCGCCUCCCCCGAAACCACCGUCAGUUUUCUCACCCUCUACCACCCUUGCCCCUGCGCCGAUCAUUUCCGGAAUAUCUACAAAUUACUCCCGCCCCACGCCGUCAUCCCGCCAACGCGUGGUGACAGCUCCUGCUUCUCGUUUCUCGCCGGAGAAUGUACCUACUCCGCCGAUGCCUGUCUACAGACCGAAGACACCGGAAUCGAGGUUGCGGAUGAUGUCUGGUCCUUCAUCAUUGUCACGCCCCAAGACACCAGAGUCAAAACCUUCGCACAUGCCCGUAUUCAAGGCUCGCACUCCCGAGCGUCACCGCUUACCUAUUACGACUAUGCCGGAAGCACCAUCUUCGUCGACACUCAUCGGGGUUAAGAGACGUGCCCCGGACGACUUUGAUGACUGCGCGAAUGUACCUCCGCAGACGUUCACCGCUGACAGUGCGCCGCUAGGGCUCACUGCUGAAGGGGCAACGCCUCCACAGCCUACCACUCCUCGCCUCCGGAAGGCGCUGCAAAGCAUGAGGUCAGGCUUUACGCCUAUGCGACAGGCUGGCAGCAGAGUUGGUUCUGUAUCUCCUCGACGGGCGACGACGGGUACAAGCCUAGCAGCUUCACUUCCCCAUACCAUAUCAGACGUGACGAACAGCCCUCGGGCAGCGUCGCAACCCGACCCCGCAAAGGUCGCAGCGAAGAAGGGAUGGCUUGGGAAGAUAAAGUCUGCGCCUUCGUCGCAGCCUCGCGCAUUCUCUUCUCGGCAACCGGUCUUUGACCCUCCUGGCAUGCGAUAGUACUCGGGUUAGCGGCUCGCAGCUCUUACGACUCAUGGAACCUUGCAUUUCCUUCGUUCAAUCGCUAUCUGACAUUCAUGUACUACUACGCAUUCUUAUGUUUAUUGCGCAGUCUCGUAGUGUCGUCGUGUUUUCAUUUGCAUGCAUACACUAUAGUUCUCGAGCUAAACAUCCCCAGUCUUUGUUUGGUGGACGACCAGUGCUGAGCUGUUGCAGGCGCAGAUAGUACUCCCUCUAUAUAUGCACCUCAAU
Dichomitus squalens LYAD-421 SS1 is the source of this 5106-nucleotide messenger RNA. RefSeq lists its product as uncharacterized. The coding region runs from base 1 to 4854 and encodes 1617 amino acids. Lineage: Eukaryota; Fungi; Basidiomycota; Agaricomycetes; Polyporales; Polyporaceae. The transcript is spliced from 6 exons. The record is from RefSeq and is a predicted model, not a curated record.